This is a messenger RNA of Eucalyptus grandis, 916 nucleotides long. Its product is annotated as acidic endochitinase-like. Lineage: Eukaryota; Viridiplantae; Streptophyta; Magnoliopsida; Myrtales; Myrtaceae. The transcript has a single exon. Gene Ontology annotation, cellular component: extracellular region. Gene Ontology annotation, molecular function: chitinase activity. Gene Ontology annotation, biological process: carbohydrate metabolic process. The coding region runs from base 1 to 894 and encodes 297 amino acids. The record is from RefSeq and is a predicted model, not a curated record.
AUGGAUUCCAAAUCCUCCAUCUCACUAUCAUUUCUCCUUUCAAUCAUUUUGGCCCUUGUGGUCAGCAUCAACAGUGGAAGAAUUUCUAUCUAUUGGGGUCAGAAUGGCAACGAAGGCACUUUAGCCGACGCUUGUGCCUCCGGAAACUACAAGUUUGUGAACCUAGCUUUCUUAUGUGUCUUUGGCAAUGGCCAAGCUCCUGUGCUCAACCUUGCCGGCCACUGUGAUCCUUCCAAUGGAGGAUGCACCAGCUUGAGCUCGGAGAUCAAGUCUUGCCAAGCUAGGGGAGUCAAGGUGAUACUCUCAAUCGGGGGAGGCGCGGGAAGUUACUAUCUCGCUUCUGCCGAGGAUGCUAAACAGGUCGCGACUUAUCUGUGGAACAACUUUUUGGGCGGCCACUCCUCGUCUAGGCCACUUGGAGAUGCGGUGCUCGACGGCAUCGAUUUCGACAUUGAAGGAGGCACGAGUCAACACUACGAUGAUUUGGCUAGGUACUUGUCUUCAUAUAGCAAGAAGGGGAAGAAGGUGUACUUGACUGCAGCCCCUCAGUGUCCUUAUCCGGAUGCUUGGGUUGGAGGUGCCCUUCAAACAGGCUUAUUCGACUACGUAUGGGUCCAAUUUUACAACAAUCCGCCAUGCGAAUAUAGUUCUGGGGAUAUGGGUAGUUUGGAAGAUGCAUGGAAGCAGUGGACUUCGAUCCAGGCCGACAAAAUCUUCUUGGGAUUGCCCGCAGCUCCGGAUGCAGAUAACAAUGGAUUUAUUCCCGCAUCAGAUCUUACUUCCAAAGUACUGCCCGCCAUCAAAAGAUCUGCUAAGUAUGGAGGCGUGAUGCUGUGGUCCAAAUAUUAUGAUGAUCAAACUGGAUAUAGCUCUUCCAUCAAGCACUCCGUCUGAAAAGUUAAUUUCACCUUGUGUC